UAUAGCCAUACCACCAUCAUAAUAAUUGUAUUUGUUGAACCGCUUAACGCUGAAAAUAAGAUCAUUGUAAAAUAUUCUGUUUUUGACUUUUUUUAGAAAAGUUAUUUUAAAGGAAUUGGAAUUAAUAAAAUUCUAUAACUGUAAAUUAUGAAAAUGGCAGAAAAAGCAUGUAGUUUUGUCGAAAGCUCCUUCCAUAUCAUUAAAGGAGCAGCUUGUACUGCCUUCUCAAUCCCAACUGGCCGAUCCACUAAAUCCGUUAAAAGAUUGGCAAAUUACAACGGGAUUAUGACGCUGUCAAAUCUAAAUAACGUCCCAUCAGAUGGUGACUAUAACUUGUUUAAGAAGCUAAUUGAGGAUAAGAUUGCUGAAAAUGCAAGAUUCCGCGUAAUUAACGUUGAUCGUACUAUGGCGGAAUCAAUUUACGGGGAAUCAAUUUACGACGAUUUCGCAGUCCCAUCCUCGGUUAAAACGUUGAGAUUAGUAGUGUUGGAUGAAUGGAAUAUAAACGCAAAUAUCCAUAACGUGUUAUACUCAACAGGUUUGAUACGUGAGAUCUGCAUUAACAAGUUCAAAUAUAAGCCUGAAACUAAUACGUUGGAUAUCCACUUUAAUGUUAUACCUGCAAGUGAAGAGCUACUUUGUAAAGAGGAGGACAUAAACAAACUUGAGGACUGCCCACUGAAGGAGAAUGUGCUGCCACCAGGAGAAGUCGAAUACAACUCGGCACAAUACCUUAACAUCAUCGACAGCAGUAAGACUGAUGUCGUAGAUUAUAACAAGCUCACAUUUCAAUUUGGCUGUUCUCUAAUCACCAAUCACAUUCUUAACAGGGUAAAAGCACUAGUUGGAAAUGUGCACCCCUUUUUGAGGAGAAAGAUGUUCUUUUGUCAUCGCGAUUUUGACAAACUGCUCGAUAACUAUGAAAAGGGGAACAAAUUUUUCAUUUACACUGGUAGAGGACCGUCUUCAGAAGCAUUACAUCUAGGUCAUUUGAUUCCAUUUAUUUUCACAUGCUGGUUGCAAAAGUCGUUUAACGUGCCGGUUGUCAUAAUGUUGAGUGACGACGAGAAGUUCGUGUUUAGGGAGGAGUUGGAACUGGAAAAUGUACGUAAUUUGGCCCUAGAAAACGCAAAGGAUAUCAUUGCAGUUGGCUUUGACCCUGAGCUCACCUUCAUUUUCAGAAACACUGACUAUAUCCAGCACCUGUACAAAACCACGCUAAAACUUCAGAAGAAGACGACAUUUAACCAACUCAGAGGCUCAUUUGGGUUUGACUACUCAACCAACGUCGGAAUGAUUUCCUACCCACUCCUGGAAGGAGCUGCUUCCUUCAGCGAGUCAUUCCCGAAUCUCUUCAACAAUAAAGAAGAUAUCAUGUGCCUAGUUCCACAAGGAAUUGACCAGGAUCCUUUCUUUAGAUUAACGAGGAGUUUGGCACCCAAGUUGGGACUUAAGAAACCAGCACUAAUCCACUCUAAAUUCAUCCCGUCUCUACUGGGAAUUAACCAAAAGAUGUCAUCAUCAAUUGAGGGCUCGGCGAUAUUCGUAACUGACGACGCAGAAACAAUUAAGAAGAAAAUACACAAAUACGCUUUCUCAGGUGGUCGUGAUACUGCGAAAGAGCACAUGGAACUUGGCCCUAACUUGGAAGUUGAUGUGUCGUAUCAGUAUUUGAACUUUUUAGUGGAAAGUGACGAGGAACUCGAAGAGAUUACCCAAAAGUACAAAUCAGGCCAGAUGUUAACCAACGAGCUGAAGAAUAAACUGGUUGAGAUACUCGUCCCAAUCAUUGAGAAGCAUCAGAAACUGAGGAGUCAAGUCGAUGACGAAAUGCUUAAGAAAUUCAUGGACCCGAACCGUGAAUCUUUUAAACAAUUCUUCAACUAAUUUUAUACUCCUUAAA
Molecule: messenger RNA, 1903 nt
Organism: Theileria parva strain Muguga
Lineage: Eukaryota; Apicomplexa; Aconoidasida; Piroplasmida; Theileriidae
Gene: WARS
Product: tryptophan--tRNA ligase
Exons: 10
Coding region: 148-1887 (579 amino acids)
Biological process (GO): tryptophanyl-tRNA aminoacylation
Cellular component (GO): cytoplasm
Molecular function (GO): ATP binding; tryptophan-tRNA ligase activity
Source: RefSeq, a predicted model, not a curated record